Neoarthrinium moseri is the source of this 1338-nucleotide messenger RNA. RefSeq lists its product as uncharacterized. The record is from RefSeq and is a predicted model, not a curated record. Lineage: Eukaryota; Fungi; Ascomycota; Sordariomycetes; Amphisphaeriales; Apiosporaceae. Gene Ontology annotation, molecular function: phosphomevalonate kinase activity; ATP binding. The transcript is spliced from 2 exons. Gene Ontology annotation, biological process: isopentenyl diphosphate biosynthetic process, mevalonate pathway; ergosterol biosynthetic process. Gene Ontology annotation, cellular component: peroxisome. The coding region runs from base 1 to 1338 and encodes 445 amino acids.
AUGCCCGCUUCCGCCCCAACCGCCGUCUCCGCACCGGGCAAGGUGUUCCUGGCGGGCGGCUACCUAGUGCUCGACCGAGAGUACACGGCCCUGGUCUUCGGGCUCAGCGCCCGCGUCAACGUAAUCGCCCAGGAGAUCCAAACCAGCCAGGGCGUCCAGCUCCAGGAGAUCGUCGUCGCUAGCCCUCAGUUCCUCGACAGUCAGUGGAGGUACGGCUACCACCUGACGCCAGAACAGGGUGGUAUGCUCGUCACGCAAUUGCAUGUCGGCGCCAAAAUAAAUGCCAACCCCUUCGUUGAGACGACUCUGAGCUAUGUCUUGACGUAUAUCGCGUCCGUGUCGCCAAACAAAUCCGCACUUAGCCUAGACCCAGCACGGCUGACGGUCCUGGCCGACAACGACUACUACUCCCAGCCACACUCGAUGACAGGCACCGAGAAGAACCCUACCCGGUUUGCCAAGUUCCCCACGCCGCUCAAGGAUGCCAACAAGACUGGGCUGGGAUCCUCGGCCGCCCUGGUCACUGCACUGACCGCAGCUCUCCUGUCUCACUACCUGCCCACGUCGGUCUUCGACGUGUCGACAGAAGAAGGCAAACGGAUCCUGCACAACCUCGCCCAGGCAGCUCAUUGUGCGGCACAGGGCAAGGUUGGCUCUGGUUUCGAUAUCGCUGCAGCUGUCUAUGGUAGCUGUCGUUACCGGCGCUUCAGCCCCAGCAUUCUGAAGAAUCUACCCGAGCCAGGCACUGCCGGCUUCGCGCCAGCCGUGACCAAGCUCGUGGAGAGCGCGGCCUGGGAUUACGAGAUCAGCAAGGAAGGCGUGACCCUUCCGCCUGGCGUGGCGCUGCGCAUGUGUGAUGUCGACUGCGGCAGCCAGACCGUCGGCAUGGUCAAGAAGGUGCUCGCCUGGCGGGAGCAGGACGUUGCAGGGUCCAAGAAGAUCUGGGACACGCUGCAGGAGCGCAACGUUACCCUGGGCCGCCUGCUGGCUGAGGGGAAGACCAAAGACAUCGUGCCGGCUGUCGACGCGAUACGUGAGCUUAUCCGCGCCAUGGGAACCGAGAGUGGGGUUCCCAUCGAGCCGGAGAGCCAGACUGUGCUGCUGGACGCUCUGAAGGAUGUCGAGGGAGUGUACAAUGGCGUCGUGCCGGGGGCUGGGGGCUUUGAUGCCGUUGCAUUGCUGAUGCAAGACGACGCGGCCACCGAGACCAGGGUCAAAGAGUACGUGAAAGCAUGGGGUAAAGAUCACAACGGUGCAGUCAGGUUGCUGGACGUAAAGGGAGAGAUGGAAGGAGUUAGGCGCGAGGGGUUGAAAGAGUACGGUGGCUGGUUGACUUGA